Colletes gigas is the source of this 1733-nucleotide messenger RNA. RefSeq names its product protein zerknuellt 1-like. The coding region runs from base 1 to 1491 and encodes 496 amino acids. NCBI's taxonomy places the organism in Eukaryota, Metazoa, Arthropoda, Insecta, Hymenoptera, Colletidae. The record is from RefSeq and is a predicted model, not a curated record. Gene Ontology annotation, biological process: regulation of DNA-templated transcription. The transcript has 4 exons. Gene Ontology annotation, molecular function: DNA-binding transcription factor activity, RNA polymerase II-specific; sequence-specific double-stranded DNA binding.
AUGGUCUUGGAACCAGGAGGCGGUCUGUCCUAUCCACUGCCUCCUGGUAGCGGUUCCACUGGUUCCGGUGGUUCUCUCCUGACGCCGGCCAGGCUGUUCCAGAGGGCGCCACCUGUGUUUCCGUUUCAUCUAACAGGAUGGCCACCGCAUCAUCCUGUCCUCGGACAGGACCAAAGUCAGGUUCAGCAGACUAUGCAGGCUCAGCAUCAGGUGGUCGCAGCCACUGUCAGGUUACUCAGUCAUUAUCAUCCUCAUCAUCCACAUCCGGCACUGGGGAACCACCCCCUGGUGCCAGCGAUAACUAACCACCAUCCGGCCGCCCAUCAUCUUCAUCAUGGUGUCGAUCAUGCCGAUGAGGAUGACGAGAGGAAAGGUUGCGACGGGGAAUCCGACGAAGGUGGAAGCAAGAGGCGAAGGAGCAGGACCAACUUUAAUAGUUGGCAAUUGGAGGAAUUGGAACGGGCAUUUCUCACGAAUCAUUAUCCCGACGUCUUUAUGCGAGAUUCUCUGGCUGUGAGACUCGAGCUGAAAGAGAGCCGCGUCGCCGUGUGGUUUCAGAACCGAAGGGCGAAGUGGAGGAAAAAGGAGCACACGAAGAAGGGUCCGGGCAGGCCGGCGCACAACGCUCAUCCGCAGAGCUGCAGCGGAGAACCAAUUCCACCGGAAGAACUAAGAAGAAAGGAGCGAGAAAGGCGGCAGAAGAAACUGCUGAAAGCUCUUGAGCGACAGCAGAGGAAAUUAGCCGCAAAGGGCAUCACCGUCGAUCUGUCGACGCUUCGAGCCGAGUGGGAGUCGCGAAGCGCCGCAGCGUCCGGCGGAAGCGCCUUGAACGGCACCCUGGGAGGUUCCUUCAGCCAUUUGAGCAACAACAACGAGAGCAGCAGCGUUUCAGGGUCCGGGAACGACGCCAACGAGGAGAUCGACGUCGUGGGCGGGCUAGACUCCUGCAGCGAGAGCGGCAGCGAAAGGGUGGACUCGGCCGCGGACGGUUCCAUAGACGGGGAAUGCUACCCCAGGCUAGCCAACAACUCCAGCGAGCAAAACGAUCCGCGAAGAAGCGCGAACCAGGUCGCCGGGAACCUCCAGAAUCCUAACUCGAGCCUGAGUCUGGAUCACCUGAACCACCAGCAAGGGAUCCAUCACUACAGCCUGAGUCUUCUGGAGAUCAGAAAGGAGCUGGUGAACAUGAACAACGCGGGUGGAACGCAUCAGACAACGAACAACGGUAGCAGCUUCGAGAGAACGUCGGUCAGGCAACAGAUCAGCGAGGAGGAGGUUCAGAGCAGUAGCAUAGAUCUGUCCGUGAAGGGCAGGGAGGAGAGAAAGAGACUAAACCCAUUCUCCAUCGACAGUCUGUUGGGCAAUAACAGAACCAGCACACCGGGCAUCCACAACGAAUGCAGAGCCUCGGCGCCCACGUUGACGAACGGAAGGGAGUCCAGCAGCCCCACGUCGCCGAUCUCUGUGCCCACUUCGCCCUCCACGACGUAGUAAUCCAAGGGAUCGUUUUCUACGACGAAGCCUGACGAUGGACGACAACGAAGUGAUUGGCCAGUCACGAACACUAUCGAGAACAACGAGACGGUCGUCGAGGACGAGGAGACACUUUAGAGUAGCGUAGUAUUGCGGUUUCGAUUGGGGGAACGAGAGUCUCUUUUGAUAGUUUGCCCCGACAGACUUGGUGAAUCCGGGAUUCUUGAUUUUUCACGAGGGGGCUCCGAUUUAAGGGCAAA